Durio zibethinus is the source of this 966-nucleotide messenger RNA. RefSeq lists its product as uncharacterized. The record is from RefSeq and is a predicted model, not a curated record. NCBI's taxonomy places the organism in Eukaryota, Viridiplantae, Streptophyta, Magnoliopsida, Malvales, Malvaceae.
AGUGUUUGAGCCCUAAAUUAUUUCAGCAAAAGGAAUCCUGAAUUCCUAGUAAAAUCCAGAAAUCAUCAUCAACCAGAAAGAAAUCAGAAGGAGAAAAGCAGUGCCAAACAAGAACGAUGUCGGAUGCGUACGAGAGAGUGAAAGGAGGUAGACUAACCUUCAAAGGAGGAAGCUUAGCCACUCGCAAAUCCAUCGACAAAGGCAAGAAGAAGCACAAGAAGAAAAAGAACGCCGACGACGAAUCUCAGCCUUCCCUCGACGCCGCUGCCUCUGCCGUUGAAGGCUCGGAGUCUGGAGGAGAUGUGUACACCAUCGAUGCAGCUAAAAAGAUGAAGUACGAGGAGCUGUUCCCUGUGGAGGCUAAGAAGUUCGGUUACGAUCCCCAAAAUCCUCAAGCCAAAUCCGUCGAACAAGCCCUCGAUGAUCGCGUUAAGAAGAAAGCUGAUCGUUACUGUAAAUGAGCUUCACUGUUGUUAACAAUUAAAAUUCAUCCGUUGAAUAUGUGCAUUGUCCUGUCUUUUGCACUGGUUGAUAUCAUUCUUUGAUUCUAUCAGCUAAACAAAGUUAAUGGAUUGCUUCAAUUGCUUUCAUCCAAGAUUUCAGAAAGUGGUAAGUAGUUUUCCUAUGUGCUCUUGCACUGGUUGGUACAGUUUUUGUAAGACAUUGAUUUGUAAGAGGACUCUUUGAUUCUAUUAGCUAAACAAAGGUAAUGGAUUGCUUCAAUUGCUUUCAUCUGAGAUUUCAGAAACUGCUAACUAGACUCCUGGUUUUCCAUGUGUGCCUGAUAUUCACGAUGACCAUGUCCAUGACCAAGCUCUUGCUUGUACCGUUGUAGAUUCAUCUGUUGAACAUAUGCUCUGUCCUGUGUCUUGCAGUAAAUGAUACAGUUUUUUGUAACAUACAAAUAUGUCAGACUCUUUGAUUCUAUCAGCUAAACAAAGUUAAUGGAUUGCUUCAAUUGCAUUC